AUGAUAUCAGUGAAACAUGAAACAUCACUGAAGUUAAUCAACAUUCCUGGUAAAUACCAAAUGAAUGAUCCAUCAUCAACUCGGGACACACCGACUGAAAAAGAGUCAGUGGAUCAAUGGGAAUUAGCCAAUGCUUGCUGCUACCACCAGAUUUAUGUUUAUGUUUACCCCUUGGACAUUCCUAUCCGGAUCCAGGACAAAACUUAUGAGAAUGAGAGAUGGACUCCUGUUAAUGGCUUUUCUGGAAAAAACUUGCUUCCCACUGAUCGCAAGAAUUGGAGUGAUGAAAAUGGAGAAGGAUACUACCCAAAAGAAAGUUUUCAGUUGCCUUCCCAGUACUGGGAAUGGGAAGGAGGUUGGAUAGUGGAUGAAAAUUUCCGUGGACAUUUGACUGAUCGAGGUGGUUGGCAGUAUGCAGCUAACUUUCCCUCGUACUGGACACAAGAUAUCAAAUGGAAUUCCUGUGUACGUAAACGCAAGUGGAUCAGAUUCCGGCGCUACACUGCUGUUGACAGCUGGGCCAAGGUUCCUGAUCUCACCAUUCAGAGUCACAAAGAAGCAUUUAUUGAUGUCUCAGUUGGUGGAUUUGAGUUACCUAAUCAGCCUCUUGGACACCUAUGUGUAUGGGCAGUUACUGUGGAUGGACAGGUAUUUGUGCGGAGUGGUGUGAGUCGAGAUUGUCCAGAAGGUAAAGAAUGGUGCCACAUAAACACCAAUGGUCAGAGCAUUAUCAAUAUAUCCGUAGGUCCUACUGGGCGUGUCUGGGCAGUGACAUGGGAUGGAACAGCUUAUGUACGAAUAGGCCUGUCACGUGAUUGUAUCUAUGGAAACCAAUGGAUAGAAGUGGAUCCUCCCUCAGCCACUUCCAAAUUAAUGCAAGUGGCUGUGGGAAAGAAUGCUGUAUGGGCCCUCAGCAGAGAUGGACAGGUAUGGUUUCGGAAAGGGAUCCAGGAAAAUGAUUUAGAAAAUGACUUGACUGCCUUGACAGGGUCAGUGUGGGUUGAAAUGGUUGGUCUGAUGUCUGUGAUAUCGAUUGGUCCAAAUGACCAGGUCUUUGGAAUUGGUCUGAACAGUGAAGCUGUCUACUAUCGUUUUGGUGUAAAACCAGAUGAACUGAGUGGCAAGACAUGGCAACCAUUACAGAUAAAUUUGCCCCCAGAGCGCCAAUCAAUGUCGGACACAGACAGCGUCAGUGCUGCUUUUCUUGGACACAGCUCUUCAGCUGAUAACAGCUUUGAUAUCACUGGUUCCACUCCUUGCGUCAACCUUGAUGAAAAUUCUGCAGAAUGUGCUACAUUUUAUUCCCAUCAAAUGAUUCGGGAACAAUUAUUUGGGAAAGAGUAUGAUUACAACAUGGAGGGUUACCCUCCAAUGAUUGGAGGAUCUUUACCUGGUCGAUUUCCAGAUGAUGAACCUAAUGCAGCAGAGGCUCUGAUGUCCCGCAGUGAAGGCAGUAUUUGGUAUGAGGGUAAUAGUUGUAAAACUAGUAUUUAUAAUCCUGGAGACAUUGAUGUGAUACAGGUUGGCAGUCCACAGGCUGCAUCGAACCACCUUACGUCACCAACCAUCAUUCCUUACCGAAGAAGGGAUGAAGAACAAGACAUUUUCUCUGGUGAUUCUGAAAAACUGACAUGGCGCUGGAUAUCAGCUAUGUCUUGCCUCAUUGACAAACCAUCGUCUGUUUGCUGGUUUACUUCCAGAAGACAAGGCACUGGUUCUACUAGUAGUAUUAUUGAUGAUACAACUAUUCUUCUUCCGCCCUCUCUCCGAACCAAUAUUCUUCAGAAACUUCAAGCUCGGAACUACAAAGAAGUGACGCAAUUCUCCCACUUAGAACAUGCAGUAGAAAAGGUGUCAUGGAUAAAGAAGGGUAACCUCCACUGGUUGGAGAAUGUCCAGAAAUCCAAGUGGGUGGAAUGCAGUGUUGAGUUUGAACAAGGCAUGGACAGUGUGUGUGACCCUAGUACUUUUACGAUUCAUUAUGUUGUCAAAACCAACCAUAUGCAUCUGCAAAUCCUUUUGAGUGAAGUUUUAUGCACCUGUCGAGUUAGUGAACCAAACCGACAAAAUCUGAUGGCUGUUCAUGUCACCCCAGAGGUCAGCCACACUUCUCCUAUCCUGCUGUCUGCUACAAAUGAAGCUGAAAUUGAUGAUUGGGUAUCCACUAUCAACAUUGCCUCUGUGUCCAAACACAGAUAUCUAAGUUUGGGCGUCCAACCAGGCGCUGUGUGGUCAACAAUGGUGCGUGGAGACAUCUUUGUUUAUGACCCUACUAACAGUAUGUUAGACAGUGGGUCAUCAGGCACCCUUAAAAAUUCAUGCCCAAAAUGGAUCCCAGUUGGUGGCCACUUGCACCUGGUGGAGACUAAUCCAUUAAAUGUUAGCUGGGGAAUUGGUUAUGACAGCACAGCCUGGGUUUAUACAGGAGGAUUUGGUGGAGAUAUUUUGAAAAGUGUUUCUGAUGCCAGUUGGCGAGUACAUCCCCAAUCAGAUGUCCGCAGUGUUUUUAUCUAUGAAAAUCAAAAAUGGACCCCUCCGUAUGGUUAUUCUAACAGGGGCUUCAUGGCAGAUGGUCAUGAUUGGAGUGACCGGUCAGGACGCUACAAACGGACCAAAGAAAAUACCCAACUUCCAUCUGGUCAAUGGGUCUGGAUGGCUGACUGGGCAAUAGAUUAUUCUGUACCUGGAGAAGUAGAUCCUGAAGGUUGGCAGUACUCCACAGAUUUUCACAGACCAUUCCAUCGUCGAAAAGGUUGGACAGAUACUGUCCGACGUAGGCGCUGGUACAGGAAGUGUAAAAUUUCUACACGUGGUCCCUUGUUGGAAAUUGGUCCCACCAAAUUACUGGACAUCUCGAUCCAAGUGGCUGACCUGCAUCUGACCGAUAAUCAGUCUCUCUACCUGCAGGCAAUUGCUGUGUGGGCAGUGGGCUGGAAUGGAGAUGUGCUUUGCCGCAGGGGAGUCACCCCUAGUACGCCUCAGGGAUCUUACUGGCAGCACAUCGCCACGGCCACAGACCAGCCAUUCCAAGCCAUAUCUGUGGGUGGAGAAUUCCGGGUGUGGGCCAUUGCAAAAGAUGGUUCAGCAUGGUUUCGCUGUGGAGUUUCCCUUUCAAAUCCUGCAGGGAACUGCUGGUUCCAUGUGAUUCCACCACCACCAUCAGACCACGUACUUCAUCAGAUCUCUGUUGGUGUGACCAGUGUUUGGGCUGUAGACAUUCAAGGAAAUCUCUGGUUCCGUAACGACAUCACACCCAUAUUUCCUGAAGGCACAUGUUGGACCAAAGUUGCCAGUUUGGUGAGGAGAGUUUCUGUUGGACCAAAAGAUCAGGUUUGGGUUGUUGUGGAUGCAAAUUUCAUGAAGUCUGGCUGUGAAGGUGGAAGCGUCUACCAGAGAAUGGGAAUCACUGCUGAGUGUCCAACAGGAACAGGGUGGCAAAAAGUGAUAGGGGGUGGUUGGCAGCAUGUUUCAAUUCGUGGUUGCAUGGAAGAUUUGAUUGUUCCUGCUCUUUCAAUCUGA
Messenger RNA from Acanthosepion pharaonis, 3519 nucleotides. Lineage: Eukaryota; Metazoa; Mollusca; Cephalopoda; Sepiida; Sepiidae. The record is from the annotation of a GenBank genome assembly.